CUUUAUUCCGACUGUCUGUCUGCUUUAUUCCGACGGACCCCAGAUUUGCAGUAGUGGUCAAAGCUAGCAGCACCCAAACUCGCCAGAUCUCUAAGGUUACCUAGUAACUUGAACUAGGUAAAUCUAUCUACGGGCGCUGGAAGAUCGGAAUUGCAACUCGGCUUAAAAAAAGUCUAUCCAAGCGUAUAAAUCUGCUUACAGAUUCCUUCAUAAGCACCUCACUUGACCACCGCCUCUUUAUUAUUAAUCCAUAAAUCCAUAGCUACUUAGUACCUACCCGAUGUUUGAAGCUAUCGCCAAUUGUUACACCGUGUAGGAGAUCAACGCAACCUAGAGUACUCAGUCGAUUCCUUCAUAAGUAGCAUAUCAUCUUCUUUCAACUUCGAGAAUACUGCUCCCGCCUUUACAUGGAGCUAAGGUUUCAACGAAGAAGUUUCGUCAUUUUUUCACUCGUCGUCGCCAUCGUGGCUUAUUUCCUCGGAGCCAAGAUAUCUCCCACCUUACGUUCAUUCAUUCCAUCCUUAGCAUCAACAUCUAUAGCAAGACCUAUCAGUAGCCUGUCAACGAAAAUGCCUUCACGCACCCCAGUGUACUUCAUGAGUCAUGGCGGCCCAAGCACGAUGUUUGACACGGAGCAUCCGGUAUAUCCAGUCUUACAAAAGAUGGGUCAAGAGAUUACCCAAAAAGUGAAACCCAAAGCCAUCGUAAUCUUCUCAGCGCACUGGGAGGCCAGUCCAAAUGAGAUACAGGUCAAUUCAGCGUUGAUGACCGACUUGAUUUACGACUACUAUGGUUUUCCUCCCGAAUAUUACGAUGUCAAAUAUCCCAAUAUAGGCAGCCCUGAGCUGGCUUCCAAGGUCAUCAACCUGCUCCAAGACGCAGGAAUAAAAGCAAAGGGUACAACACGGGGAUUAGAUCAUGGUGUAUACGUUGGCUUCUCUGUCGCCUUUCAUCCCGAGAAGAACCCUCUCAAUAUUCCCAUAGUGCAAGUAAGCCAGUAUAAGAGCCAAGAUGUAGACCAGCACUAUCGUCUUGGUCAAGCCGUCCAAGCCCUCCGCGACGAGAACAUUCUUGUUAUUGGGGCCGGCAUGUCAGUACACAAUCUACGUGACUAUCGUUUCGCGUUCAACGCCACGCAACCUAUGCCUUACGUAGCCUCAUUUGACAACGCUCUUAAAUCCGGCAUGGAGGCAUCACCCAGUGAGAGACAGGCUCAACUGGCGGAAGUAGCGCAGAGACCAGAUGCUCAUCAGGCUCAUCCUCAUUUCGACCACUUGAUGCCAGCUUAUAUCACCGCCGGUGCUGGUGGUGAGGAUCAGGGAAAGCAGCUGUGGACGCAUCACGAUUUCUCAAUGGGAUGGGCUAUGUAUAGAUUUGGCGAGGUACCAGCGUGAUAUAGCAUCUCGAUGGGAAUGUACAUAAUCAUCGCCUGUACCACGGCAUUGCGGAAUAUGAACGCAAUGUUCAAGUG
This is a messenger RNA of Xylaria bambusicola, 1471 nucleotides long. RefSeq names its product Extradiol ring-cleavage dioxygenase, class III enzyme, subunit B. Gene Ontology annotation, molecular function: zinc ion binding; ferrous iron binding; oxidoreductase activity, acting on single donors with incorporation of molecular oxygen. The coding region runs from base 408 to 1394 and encodes 328 amino acids. The transcript is spliced from 5 exons. Lineage: Eukaryota; Fungi; Ascomycota; Sordariomycetes; Xylariales; Xylariaceae. The record is from RefSeq and is a predicted model, not a curated record.